GCAAGGAGAAUCCCAGGGCUGAGAGGACAACUCAUUCCAUCGGAUGAUGCCCACUGUUUGCUCUUUAAUUAAAUCUUUCAACACUAAGAGAAAAACAGAACUGGCGUUGUAACUCUGGAGGGACCUGCAGAACGUUCACAGAAAGUUAGUUGGAAUUUCUCAAGCGCUGAAGAGCUGGCACUGACAAAUCUUAAGGGACCAUGUCGGAUGAUCGGAGCGUGUCAGACGUGGCGAGCUCGGGAGGCUCAGAGAAUGAGUCGGUAGUUUCUCCUGGAUCCUCUCUCGCUCCUGAUGGAGAUGAAAAGUUCCAGGCUGGCACCGAGGAAGGCAGUGGCAAACGGGAGAGCGAGGAAGAUAAAUUUCCGCUGUGCAUCCGAGAAGCGGUGAGCCAAGUGCUGGAAGGUUAUGACUGGACCCUAGUGCCCAUGCCGGUCCGAGUCAACGGCUCCUCAAAGAAUAAGCCUCAUGUCAAGAGACCUAUGAACGCCUUCAUGGUGUGGGCUCAGGCCGCAAGGAGGAAACUAGCAGAUCAAUACCCACAUCUCCACAACGCGGAGCUUAGCAAGACUCUGGGCAAACUCUGGAGGUUACUGAAUGAGAAUGACAAGAGGCCGUUUGUGGAGGAGGCAGAGAGGCUACGGUCGCAGCACAAGAAGGACCACCCUGACUACAAAUACCAGCCGCGGCGGCGCAAGAACAUGAAGCCAGGCCAGGCCGAGUCUGAGGGUCACACUGACGAUGGCCACCUCUCCGCUGGGCAGCCUCACUACAAGGCUGUGCCUCAGGACCGUGGGCGUGGUGCGGGAGCUUCCCCACUCUCAGAGGGGCACGAAGAGCACACAGGCCAGAACCACGGGCCCCCGACACCCCCCACCACCCCGAAGACAGAGAUCCAGCCGGGGAAAGUGGAGGGCAAGCGAGAUGGGCGCCCGCUGGUGGAAGGGGGCAAACCGCACAUCGACUUUGGCAACAUGGACAUCGGGGAGCUGAGUCACGAUGUCAUCUCCAACAUGGAAACCUUUGAUGUCCAUGAGUUUGACCAGUAUCUGCCCCCCAAUGGGCACCCAGCUCAUGGCCAGAGCCUGGCAGGAGGGGCGUACGUUGGGAAUUACGGGCUGGGGGGCAGCUCCUGGAUCGCCAAGCAGCACAGUGGAGCUGGUACCCCCUGUUCCUCAGCGUCCGAGUCCAAAGCUCAGAUCAAGACGGAGCAAGUUCACCCGAGUCACUACACAGAGCUACAGCACUCCUCGGCCCAGAUCACAUACACCUCCCUCAGCCUCCCACACUACGGCUCUGCUUUCCCCACCAUCACCAGGUCACAGUUUGACUACCCUGAGCACCAGCCUUCUGGAUCCUACUACAACCCCUCCAGCCAGGCAUCUGGACUCUACACAGCCUUCUCCUACAUGGGCCCAUCUCAGCGGCCACUCUACCCGUCUAUCAGUGACCCAUCCUCCGUGCCUCAGUCUCGCAGCCCCACUCACUGGGAGCAGCCGAUCUACACAACGCUCACUCGACCAUAGGAUCUCUCUCUCUCUCUCUCUCUCUGAACCUACUGUAUAAACACACACACACACACACACACACACACACACACACACACACACACACACACACACACACACACACACACACACACACACACACACACACACCAACCAUCCCAUCUCCCUACACACUGCACCGCCCACCCCCCACAUCCCACUCCUCACCCAUCAAAGACCCAGUGGGACUUGCUUGGUUUUGUUUGAGAAAGAAAUAGAAAAGCAGCCUCUGUCCACAGUGGAGCCUGAGUGUUCCCAUGUGUUGGGGUGGGAAAGCCCUGAUGGCAUGGAAGUUCCUCACCUUCAGACUCUGGCCUGGACUGAGGAGCGGAGCUGCUGAGGUUCCAGACUUAAAGCUGCACCAAGCCACCUGAGACACAACACUAAAGCAGAGGGGAUCGCGGAAAGGUGAAAGGUUCUCCAGUCAAUCUCACCAGGCCCUGAAACGCCAGGGAUUCUGUGACCCAACAAGUGACCAUUUUAUUAGUUGAGUCUGGAGUUGCUCAACACAUUGCAAACUCACAUCAUUCACAUGGGCCUUUGACAGAGGUCUACUCUGUCCGAAACCAUUCUGAAGAAGCAGAACUGUAAAAAAACUGUUAAUUUUCAAACGAGCGGGAUUCUAGUCUGAAAGUAACGUGAGCUUGUGACUGCCAGUGUCCUCUUGUCAAAAUUGUUAAACAUGGCUUGCCUUCAGUUGCCGUAACAUUUCCUUUAUUUUGUUUUUAACUUGCCUAGCCCUGUUAGGCUGUGGUUAGCUUCAGCCAGGGCUAACCUUUUGGAGCUGUUGCUAACAUUCUAGGUGCGACCAGAUAGCUACACAAUAAAAUGUGGAGGGAGGGCUGGAAUGGGGAGUCAGUGGAUGGGCUUAGUGGUAGAGGAGGAAACAGGAGCGAAGGACAGAGAAGCUUGACUUUCUGUAGCGCCUUUCAUGGGCUCCCCAUAGCCCUCCACAGCCUUUUCUCGAAGUGUCGCUGCUGCUGUAAACGUAGGAAGCUUGGCAGUCGAUUUGCGCACAGCAAGAUCCCAAGAAACAGCCACUGACCCCAGAUGGUCUGUUUUCUUUCUCAUAAGCGUUAUUUGAAGGACGAGUGGCUGGUCCCAGGAGCACUGGGGAAAAGGUUUUUUGAUUUGAAAUGGUGGUCACUGGGAAGAGAACAACUGAUGAAGAAAUGGGAAGUUUCAGGGGGGUGGGGUUGGAGGUUUUCCGGUUUCUAAGAGAUUCCUUUGUGUUUUAAUUUUGUCUUUGCUCUGUGCCAAACUCCUGCAUGCACCAAAGUGGGGUUUGUUAUAGGAGUUGGUGGGGAUCUGAUUCCUCAGUCAAUCCAUUAGCUGGAUUCUUGCCAGCAAUUAUUUGUCAACAAAGAGAUGACUUUUAAACCCUUCUCAAUAUUUAACAGAAAUGUGCAAUGAGUUACUGCUCAUGUCCAAUAGCUUCACCUCUAAGGGUUGGCCUUUUCACCCUAAACGUUAAGCCCAGAUUAGAGUUGCUAAUGCUCCUGGACUGUCCUGGGAAAUGCUGAUUGAACUUCCUCUGUCAGACAAACUGCUAAAAAGAAAAAUGUUGAUUAUCUCAGCAAAGAUUGGAGAUGGGCCAUUAGUGGGAGCCUGGGGAGGAGGUGACAAACCUGACCAUUGAGAAGCAGCCAAUCAAAGUAAUGAGCACAUGUUUGCUUUCUGAUUGGCUGACAGCAGGUAGGGCACCAUGGGAUUAUUGGAAAGCCGACUGAAGAAGACAGACUCUGGGCACCUGGAGGAUGAGGUGAUGAAGUCUCUAGGGAAGUAUUGUGGGACCCUACUGGCCUAAUGGAUUGGGCCUCAGGCUGUAGGCCUGUUUCCCGACUGAGUUAGGCCUGAAGCAGGCAGAGACAAGAUCUCUUAAACUCAACUUCUGUCACCUUUCCAAAACAGAAAUGACAGUCUCUGAUGUAGGAGAUGGAAUAAUGCAUUGAGUGGACAUCCGUAGACCAUAUCUUAAUUUAUUCAACCCUCACUUCUUGUAUCUGCAUAUGCUAUUGGGGCUGUGAUAUGAUUGGAUUAAUCACCCUGAGGUCUAUGUUAAAGAUGAGGAAUUAAAAUCAUGCAAUGGCAGAAUUUGAAGGAAAAAGCUCAAGUUUGUAAAGGUGACUGUGAAUCCAUUUAAUUUUCAGGAAAAUCGAUCCCUUCGGCAACUUUGACCUUAUUUACUCCAUCAAAACCCCUCACAUCUCAACUUUAACCCUCAGUGUCCAAGGAGAACAAUCCCAGCUUCUUCACUCACUCCAUGUAAUAGGAGUCCUUCAUCCUAUAGUAGACUAGGUGAUGAAUCAGGCCAGUCUAGGCCCUUGUUAAUGAACUUUAGGUGUGAGCAGAAUUUCCUUCAUUCAUUCAUGGGAUGUAGCCUCCACAUGGACAGUUAACUCAUGCCUAGUUGUUCCUUGAGAUUGUGGGGGUGAGCUGCCUUCUUGAAUCGCUGCAGUCCAUGUGCUGUAGGUUGACCCACAACACCCUUAACGAAUGAAUUCCAGGAUUUUGACCCAGUCACAGUGAAGGGACGGUGAUAUAUUUCCAAGUCAGGAUGGUGAGUGGCUCGGAGGGGAACUUGCAGGAGGUGGUGUUCCCAUGUGUCUGCUGUCCUUGUCCUUCCAGAUGGAAGUUGUUGUGGGUUUGGAAGGUGCUGUCUGAGGAUGUUUGGUGAAUUUCUGCAGUGCGUCUUGUAGAUGGUACACACUGCUGUUACUGAGUGUUGGUGUUGGACGGAGUGGAUACUUGUGGAUGUGGUGCCAAUCAAAAAGGCUGGAUGUCCUGGAUGGUGUCGAGCUUAGAGUGUUGCAGGAACUGUACCCAUCCAGGCAAGUGGGGAGUAUUCCAUCACACACCUGACUUGUGCUUUGUAGAUAAUGGACAAGCUUUGGGGAGUCAGGAUGUGAGUUACUUGCUGUAGGAUUCCCACAUUCUGAUCUAGGUCUUUAACAUCGUAGAAUUAUACCGUACACUGUGGUAGCAGGCCAUUUGGCCCAUUGAUUGCACACUGAUCCUUGAAUAGCAUUCAACACCCAGACCCAUCACCCCACAAUAUCCCUGUAACCCUUCAUUUCGCCCUAACCUGCACAUGUUGGACUAUAAUACCCCACCAGACGACCUGCUUCCCAUCUGCCCCUCUAAAAUGCACUCUGUUGUACUAUAUAAUGAGCAGCUCGUGUUGGUACUAAAUGCCAUUGACAUCCCAAAGUUGGGCAUAAAACUGAUGUCUCUGCAGGGACUCGCAUGCUGUUGACUUAGCCGUUGCCUGCUGUCUCAGAUGAAUAACUUAAUUGUCGAAAUUUCCCUUAAUUUUCUGGAAACAAAAUUACCCUCCCAACCCUUGGAACUAAACUAAAACCAAUGAAAUGAAAUUAGAUUAAUCGGUUGUCCCAUUCCACCCGCAUUUAUGCCACGGAAAAUGUGCCCCCAUUUGUUUCAGAAAUAAACUUGUGGGGAAAUGACGUUCCUUUAGCAAAGACCAAGCUGGUCUCCUGUCAGAGGGUCAGGUGCUUAACCCAUCGCAACCUCAUUAAUGUAUGCUUGUUGCUAAGCUCCCUCAAGGGCAUAAUGUUCAAAUCAGUGAAGCUAUGGAAAUGUGGAAUAGCAGAGUUUUUGGAAAGAAUAUUUAUUUUAGACUGUUAAGAUGCUGUCGCUGUUUUGUGAAUAUUUUAUUUAACAAUCCUAUUUUAUAAUGGUUAGAUUGUCCUCAGCCAUCUGCUGUUAGGCGUGUGUGGUGAGAGGCUGUACGCUGUAUCUUGCUCGGUAUUUUCUGAGUUAUGUAAAAACCUGUCUUCAGAAACCCUCUGUGGAUUGGGAUUAAUCAAAGUCAGGAUGGACGCAUUCCAAAUGGACCAGAGAUGACCCCAUGAACAUUCUCUAGUCUGCUUUAAGUUGGUUGACCCCGAAACAGCAAUUGUUCAGGCUAGAAGCAGUAAGAAACCAAAAAAAGAACAUUUGGCCUUGUGCUGGCUCUUGAUAACGUCUAUCCAGUAAUCCCACCCUUUCCCCAAAUCCCUGAAAAUCUGCCCCCUCAAGUAUUUAUUGAAAUUUCUCUGGACAGUUAUUAUUCAAUCUGCUUCCGGGGUCAGGCUCAAGGGGCCAGUAAUCUGAUCCUAUGUUUUUUCUGUGGUCUUCCCAUUGUCCUUUGAGGCAACAUAUUCCAGGCCACAAGCUGCACCCUGUCAAGUUCCUCCUCUUUCUCUCUGGGUCUUUUCAUUAUCUUUGAUAUAUAUCCAAAACAAAAUCUGAAGUUACUGGAAAAGCUCAGCAGGUGUCACAGCAUCUGUGGGGACCUGCUGAGUUUUUUCAGCAAUUUCUAAUUUCCAGCAUCCGCAGAUCUUUGUUUUUUCAAUAUGUAUCCCUCUGGCUCCUACUCUCCUGUCACUACAGACACUUUGACCUUAUUUACUCCAUCAAAACCCCUCACGUCUCAACUUUAACCCUUUAACCCAAGGAGAACAAAUCCCAGCUUCUUCACUCACUCCAUGUAAUAGGAGUCCUUCAUCCUACAGUAGACUAGGUGAUGAAUCAGGCCAGUCUAGGCCCUCGUUAGUGAACUUUAGGUGUGAGCAGAAUUUCCUUCAUUCAUUCAUGGGAUGUAGCCUCCACAUGGACAGUUAGCUCAUGCCUAGUUGUUCCUUGAGAAGGUGAGGGUGAGCUGCCUUCUUGAACUGCUGCUGUCCAUGUGCUGUAGGUUGACCCACAAUGCCCUUAACGAAAGAAUUCCAGGAUUUUGACCCAGUCACAGUGAAGGAACGGUGAUAUAUUUCCCGUUUGGGAUGAUGAGUGGCUCGGAGGGGAACUUGCAGGGGGUGGUGUUCCCAUGUGUCUGCUGUCCUUGUCCUUCUAGAUGGAAGUGAUUGUAGAUUUGGAAGGUGCUGUCUGAGGAUCUUUGGUGAAUUUCUGCAGUGCAUCUUGUAGAUGGUACACACUGCUGCUACUGAGCAUCGCUGGUGGGGAAGUGGACAUUUGUGGAUGUGGUGCCAAUCAAGCAGCUGCUUUGUCCUGGAUGGUGUUAAGUUUCUUGAGUGUUGUUGGGGCUGCCCCCAUCCAGGCAAGUGGGGAGUAUUCCAUUGCACUCCUGACUUGUGCCUUGUAGAUGGUGGGACAGGCUUUGGGGAAUCCGGAGGUGAGUUACUUGCUGUGGGAUUCCCAGCUUCUGACCUGCUGUUGCAACCAUGGUGCUGAUGUGGCUGUUCACCUUCAGUUUCUGGUCGAUGAUAACACCCAGGACGUUGGGUUCCUAUGAUGUUGCUGUUGAAUAGCUUUCUGACCUUCAUUGCCUGGGCUGAUUGGAUGAGCUCCAGAGCAGAGUGUUGCUAUGUUUAAAAGGCUGAGGGAUCUGAAUGCAGGGGAAGUCAGCUCUCCCAGAUGAACCUCUCCUGGCUAAGAGAUAACCCACCUUGUUAUCUCCGAUUCUCCAGCAUCUGCAGUUCCUACUAUCUCUGACGCUAAGAGAUAAGAUUUCUUGUCUGUGUAGCUGUUUGUAUUAUCUUAUUGUUCUCCCCAAACCCCCCAGGAAAAUGACCAAAGGUAUUUAACAUCACUUAUUCCUCUCCUUUGUAAUUAGAAAGGGAACAAAAUCCAUUGGAAAGCAUUUUCCUCCUUGGGUUCAAACUGGGGCCUUUGGGAUCGUGGGGGUAAGGUAUGGUGAAUGAAUUCUGUGAUCAGAUCCUGGGUGGGUUGGGGGGGUGAUAGUUAAAGGGAGGGAAGGAGCUUUAUGAUAUUAAUCUAUUUCUGACCCAUUGUGUUUUGAUCGGCCACAGUGACAGUUCAAUGAAAAGAUGUGGCAGUUUUCAGUCAGUUUAUUUGAGGGGUUUUGGGUGGCACUGCGACUGGGAAGCUGGGAGCUGGGAAUAUUUUUGAUUAAGUUUUUCAAAACCUACUCCCCACCCCCCCCCCCCACCCCCCGCCACCGUCUCCCCCGCCCAAAACCUGCAGCCUUUCAAUCUGUGAGUAAAAUUGUGAAAUAUUGAAAAUCCUCACGGUUUCCGGGCUUUGGUGCCUAUAGUCCUGGAUUAACUGGGAAAGAGAGUGCCCUGCUGUUUCUGCAAUGUUUCGUAAUCACAGGGCUGGAGGAGACACUGACUUUUAAUAAAAGAUUUUUGGUGUCGUUGAGGGAGGGGCUGAGUGUUGGCCUGGAGUACGAGAUGUUGUCAAACUGAUUCACGGUACUGCUCCUGUCCAGUCCCACCUGGCCCCCGACUGCCACUCUCAGUUGCUGGUAGUGAGGUGAACUGGAGCUUUGAUUUACACCCUGUUGUGCAGGUCUGAAAUUGUAUGAUAGCAUAUCCACACCUUGUGAAUUUCAUAGCUUCCCGUUUUGUUACACCUAGUGUAGUACAAUGUAACUGUGCUUUGGACAAAAUAAAUGUGUAAAGAUGGACAUGCCAGUUUACAUGUUCCUUAUAUAAACCUUC
Messenger RNA from Stegostoma tigrinum, 7966 nucleotides. It is a transcript of the gene sox10, whose product is annotated as SRY-box transcription factor 10. The transcript is spliced from 4 exons. Lineage: Eukaryota; Metazoa; Chordata; Chondrichthyes; Orectolobiformes; Stegostomatidae. Gene Ontology annotation, biological process: neural crest cell migration; morphogenesis of an epithelium; negative regulation of transcription by RNA polymerase II. Bases 201 to 1523 code for a protein of 440 amino acids. Gene Ontology annotation, cellular component: nucleus. Gene Ontology annotation, molecular function: RNA polymerase II cis-regulatory region sequence-specific DNA binding; DNA-binding transcription factor activity, RNA polymerase II-specific. The record is from RefSeq and is a predicted model, not a curated record.